Molecule: messenger RNA, 5202 nt
Organism: Phascolarctos cinereus (koala)
Lineage: Eukaryota; Metazoa; Chordata; Mammalia; Diprotodontia; Phascolarctidae
Gene: IRS4
Product: insulin receptor substrate 4
Biological process (GO): insulin receptor signaling pathway
Cellular component (GO): cytosol; plasma membrane
Molecular function (GO): phosphatidylinositol 3-kinase binding; insulin receptor binding
Source: RefSeq, a predicted model, not a curated record
GCUCCGGCUCGGGCUCCGGGUCCGGCUCGAGCUUCGGCUCCUCCCCAGGCAGCGGCGGCGGCAGCGGCGGCGGGGACAUCGGUGGCAGCGGCAGCAGAGCCAGAGGCAUCGGCGGUAUGUGGAGGGGCGCAGAGGACGGCGCCCGCUGCUGCUCCCCGGAUCGCGGGGACCCGGGCCUAACGCAGCUGCUGCAGGCGGCUGGAGAGGAUGUCCGCAAAUGCGGCUACCUGCGGAAGCAGAAGCACGGCCACAAGCGCUACUUCGUGCUGCGAACGGCCAGCCGCCUGGCCCCGGCGCGCCUAGAGUACUACGAGAGCGAGAAGAAGUUCCGCAGCAGCCUCCGCGCCGCUGCCGCGGCCGCGGCCGCCGCCGCCGCGGCCGGCCCCUCGGCGGGCGCCUCGGCGAGCGCGCCCCCAGCCGUGCCGCCCAAGCGCGUUAUCCCCCUGUACCAGUGCUUCACGGUGAGCCGCCGCGCAGAUGCCAAGCACCGCCACCUCAUCGCCCUUUACACCAAGGACGACUACUUCGCCAUGGUGGCCGAGAGUGAGCAGGAGCAGGAGAGCUGGUACCAAGCGCUGAGUCUCCUGAUGGGCCAGAGCAAGACGCGCAGCUCCGGCACCGGGGAAGGCGAAGACGGCACAAGCGGCGGCGACGGCGCGGCCACCGAUGAGGGGGGUGCCGCCGGCGGCGGCGGUGCCGGAGCCGCUGUAGGUGAGGAGGAAGACGAGGAGGGAGUCUUCAAGGAGGUGUGGCAGGUGCAUGUGAAACCCAAGGGGCUGGGCCAGAGCAAGAACCUGAGCGGCAUCUAUCGCCUGUGCCUGUCCAGCAAGGAGGUGCACCUGGUGCGCCUGAACGCAGAGGUGCCCGCGUGCGUGCAGCUGCAGCUGCUCAGCAUCCGCCGAUGUGGCCACUCGGAGCACUUCUUCUUUCUCGAGGUGGGCAGGUCGUCAUCCAUCGGCCCCGGGGAGAUCUGGAUGCAGGUAGAUGACUCGGUGGUGGCUCAGCAUAUGCACGAGACCUUCCUGGAAACCAUGAAAGCCCUCAAGGCCUUUGCUGACUUCAGGCCCCGGAGCAAGAGCCAGUCGUCCUGCACCAACCCCAUCUCUUUCCUCUCCACCAGGAGGCACCUGGGCUACCUGCAGCCCUGCCUCGGUAUGUCCCGCAGGUCCCGCACCGACAGUGUGGCCAGCACCCCGCCCUCCUGCAAGGGCAACACCUACCGAUUCCGUACCUCCAGCGAGGGUGAAGGCACCAUGGACAGACCCUUCAGAACGGUCACCGGAAGCCUGAUGCAGCUGAACCCCGGCCGAAUGAAUAUGGCCCGACCCGAAAGUGGCAGGUACGUUCGUGCUGCUUUCAAUGCUUGCUGUCAUGCUCGCUCUGCCUCCCUGCCCGUGUCUCCCUUUCCCUCCGGGACCAGCCCAGCCCCAGAUACCGUGGCCAGGCCUUCGAGCUCUAUGUGUGGGUCCCCGGGUGAUGGAAGCUUUGUCUCCUCUGAUGAAUACGGCUCCAGCCCUGGAGACAUGAGGUAUUUCCGAGUGAGAAGCAAUACCCCGGAUUCCCUGGGAAACACACCACCCAUCCGAGAAGAGCACUGUUUCAGUGAGUACAUGUCGAUGAAUAAACAGCGCGCAAAUGAAAGUGCCGGUGGUGAUCAUAUGGAAGCUGAGAAGUACUUUAAGAAAAGAACUUUCUCCCUGCCUAAGCCAGCAGCUUUAGUAACCAUGCAACAAAAAACCACGCAAACUACUCCUUUCGAUGAGGAUUCUGCUGGAAAUCCGAGACUGUUAUUUUCUUCUGAGUCGCCACGGCCAAGAGAGACUCCCAAACUGGAGUAUGGUGAGAAUGGGUCCAAUCGGAACCAAAGCAGAAACAAAGCUGAGGAUGAAGGCUACAUGCCUAUGAUGCCAGGAGUUGCUGCUGCUCUCAAAAGCAACAGCGAUUACUUGCCAAUGGCUCCUAAAAGUGCUUCUGCCUCAAAACACAACAGUUCCUGGUCAUCCUCUCAAAAGGACUCUCGAGGAUACAUGAUGAUGUUCCCAAGAGCUAGCGUGUCACCUGGCCGAAAUGCUCGCGGAGGAUUCGCUUCUAAGGGAGCAAGUAAUAAAGACGAUGAUAAUGAAUACAUGGACAUGUCCCCCCAGGAAUCCGAUAGCCCAAAGCACUCCCACGAGGCAAAUUCUCUUCACCCUCCCUCUUUCUCCAAGAGUCUAAGUUCGCUCUUCUCUCUGCCAAAAAGUUUCAGAACCAUAACCGAACAGAGUGACGACAGCGACUAUGUCCCGAUGGCAUCGCCUGGAAGACUCUUAAGCACCGUCUCUGAGAAUGUCCCAAGGGCUAACAACGAAGCCUUGCCACCUAAGGACAUUUCUAAAGCUCCAGCUUUAAAAGCUUCAGACGGGGGAUUCCCACAGAGGAAGGCUGCUCGACCUACCAAACUUCCCCUUGGCACAAGAGGAAGCAGUAUUAGUAUUCCAAGAAUAUAUGAGCGUGCCAUCGAAGGGGACAGCCCUGGUGAGUACAUCAACAUUGACUUCAGCAGAAAAGCAAGCAGUACACCAUAUUCGCUCUCUGCUGAAUGCUCCCCAUCUUCAUUCGGCUCAGGCGGUGACCACACACAGUCACCCUAUUCUGAUUACAUGAGUUUUGCUAUUGAUGUUAACUCACCAAAAGCUGCAAAGGAGCUAGCCAAUUCCUUAACAAUUUCAGGUUCCAAUGUCCCUCGAAACCAGCUAACUGUGGACUGUGCUAGACGACCACUUGGUGCUGCUGCCCGCAUUAGUACCCCAACUAAUGGGGAUGAUGAUUACACUGAAAUGUCUUUCAACCCAGCAGUAACAACUGUGCCUUUUACUGCCCAAAGCAACGAUCCUGUCAAAAUUGAUAGCCCUUCCUCUGCUGUAAAUCGACUUCGUAUUGCCGACACAUCUCCUGAGGGCAGCACUUUCUCCCUUCCUGAUUUCAGUCCUGAACCAUCGGUUGUACCGAGGAUGGUCAGAGCUGACCCACAAGGCAGAAGACGCCACAGUUCUGAAACUUUCUCUCCUGCAGGAGCCGUAGCCACACCUUCAUCUCUCUUUUCUGAUAGCAGAAGGCAGAGUUCUGCAUCCUUUGACAGCAUCUGGUUCAAAUCUGGUGAAGGUGCUUCUGAUUCUGAGGAGAUGAAGAUGUCCAGGGUCACUUCAGCUGGCUUUCAGAAUGGCCUAAACUACAUCGCCCUGAAUUUACGUGAUGCUGCUGCUACAAGUGAGGCCGGCGCAGCUGCUCCAAAUUCUCAGCAGGAGAAUGGUGCUUCAGCUUUGGACAGUGGCACUUACGUAAGCAUUGACUUCUCCAAAGAUGAUAUCUUCAAGUGUACUUCUGCGAAAAAAGACUGAUUACAUUGCCAUGGAAAUUGUUAUUAGAAGAAAGUGUUGGUUGUGGAAUUUCAGCUGGUAUCCUCAAGACCUGCUUUUGGAGAGGCCAGAGGUUUCUGAAUAGAAAGCAACUUUGAUUUCUUCGAGCACAGAAAUGGACACCAACGGUGUAAUGGCUUUGUUCACACACAAGUUGGCCAGCUGCCUUUGAUCUAGCUGUUUGGAAUUACCCAUGUUGACAACUGUGCUUUGGAUUAUUGUUGUUGUUGUUGUUUUCUUCAGCUUACCUCUUUAGGAGGAAACAAAUGUUUAAUGAAAGAUUCUGAGCCCCCUUCUCCUCUUGAAAAGGUUUUUUUCUUCUCAUACUAAGCUACACAAAGAUGGUGGCCCAUGGUGUGUUUAAUAAACGAGCUUGCUAUUCUAGUAGUAAUUCUCAUAGCCUGUAAAUUUUGCUCACUUUCCAUUCCAUUUUUGAAGUUGGAAAAACCUUUUGAAGGGGACAGAGAAAAGGGGAACACCGGUCUAUGAUCCAGGCUCUUUUUGCUCAGUGCUAUGAGAGGCAUUUCUUGAUCAUAGAUCUUGCAUUUAUGAAUUAAAUGUCAAACUAAACUGAUGUCUUGAUUGAGAAUUUCUAAUACUUAAAAAAUACAGCUGAAAGGCAGACUGAUUUGUUUUGGGUUUUUUGCUACUUGCUUAAUACUUAAACACAACAUUAAGAUGGGGGUUUCUGUGCAUUCAAUUGGACAUUUCCAAACAUUUUUUUUUCCAUUUUUGUUCAAUAAGCCCCCCCCCCACUUAGCAAGUAGUCUCAUUAUUACCAAGUUAUACCAUUCCCCUCCCCUACCCCAACCCCAAUUUUGGACCAAGUUUGCAUCCUGAAAAAAAAAUUAGACUUGAUCCUCAAUUUAUCAUUUGCCUUAAAAACAAACAAACAAACAAACAAACCUUCUCAAAGGUCAUUUCUCCAUUUGGAAAAUGAGCUUACAGAAAAUGUUAAGAAAUUAAAGUAAGCUUUGCUACUUUUGCUCUGAUUUGAGUUGGAGCUGAAUUUAAAAUUUUAAUGCUGACCUUUGAGAGUAUUUCAUUAAUUGGUGGUAAAUGCAAAGGAUUCUUACCCAGGUCCUAGAGACUGCUCGAGGGUUUGUAAGAUAGUGGUGGUACAAAUUCGUCUCAAUUUACUGCACCGCUACUGGCAGACCUCCUCAUUGUAUAUUGUGGAAGAGUGUGUGUGUGUGUGUGUGUGUGUGUGUGUGUGUGUGUGUGUGAGUGUGUGUGUAUGUGUGCUGUGUUAUACCAUGUGUGUUGUGUUGUGUGUUGUGUGUUAUGUAUCCUAUGUGUUGUGUGUGUGUUCAAACUGCUUCACCUCUAACAUACAACCUUUAUAAAACAAUGUAUGGUUUCUAUAACAACUUAGCCACUUGGUUUUGAUGUCAAAUAUAACAUGCAUUUUUAUUUUCCAGCAGUCUUAAAGUACAUGCUAACUCAAAAGCAAUUAUUUGAUGUCAAAUAGCAUAUACUUUUUUCGAGCAGUCUUAAAGUACAUGCUAAUUAAAAAACCAACCAUUUGACUCAAAUAACAAGUGCUUUUUCUGAGCGGUCUUAAAGUACAUGCUAACCAAAAAAAACAAAAAAAAAACAAAAAAACACAAAAAAACAAAAACAAAAAAACAAAAAAAAAACAAAAAAAAACAAAAAAAACCCCCACAGUCAUUUAAUGUCAAAUAACAUGUGCUUCUGUUUUCAAGCAGUCUUAAAGUACAUGCUAACCAACCCCCCCCCAGUCAUUUGAUGUCAAAUAACAUGCUUCUGCUUUUAGUCUUAAAGUACAUGCUAACUAAAAAAAACA